AGAUUGUAGGUAAGACGGGCUUGAAUGCUCCUGCAGGUAUGACAGCGACCACAUGCUUUACUGAAUGCAAUUUAAAGCAAUCGGUGUCUUGACGAAAGCGGAUUCCAGGAUUACGCGGAGCGCAUCUUUUGGACCGAUUCUCCAGUGCGUCACCAGAGAGAAGAAGUGAACUAAAGCAUGAAGCUGGAGGUGUUGUGCGGACAUCACUAUGAUAUGACACUUAGGGAGAUGUCUAGUGAUGCCGAUGGGAGUGUGCGGUCUCCUCUUUCUGCCGAGGAGGAGCUGGGGUCGGAUGGAGACUGCGUUGCGCACAGCCCUUCACCUGCCUCGUGCGUAAACGCCAAAUCCAAGCCGUACACACGGAGACCCAAGCCGCCUUUCUCAUACAUCGCUCUCAUCGCUAUGGCCAUCAGGGAUUCUCCUUCUGGACGUCUGACUUUGGCAGAAAUCAACAACUACUUGAUGAAAAAGUUUCCGUUCUUUAGAGGCAGCUACACAGGUUGGAGAAACUCCGUUCGGCACAACUUGUCCCUCAAUGACUGCUUUCUCAAAGUGCUCCGGGACCCAUCCAGACCUUGGGGAAAGGACAAUUACUGGAUGCUCAACCCUCAAAGCGAAUACACAUUUGCUGAUGGGGUGUUCCGGCGCAGAAGAAAGCGCAUUACCAAAAAGUUAAACGGGGAGGAAGAGGUAUCUGAGGCCGCACAGGAGUCUCCGAGCAUUGCGCAAAGCACCGCCAGCGCCAGGACAGACUCAUGCGCCAAGUUUACGAGUCCUUUUGCCAUUGACAGCAUCCUCAGCAAGCCGUUCAAGAGGGACUCACACAAGGACUUCCCCCUCCUCCCUGCCCUACAGUGGCCGUGCUACCCUGACCUUAUGAUUCCUCAUUCAAAUGCACCUGCCUCAUUUCCAUACGUCAACACAGCCUGCCAUAUGGACCCUUCUGUUGCGCAUGUGUCAAACCACUAUGGCACAGCGCUGCCUUCACAGACUUUCUUUCAAUAUCAGAAAUGAAAUCGCACUCAUUUCUAAUUGGUAAAAAAUAUGCACUGAUGACCGGGGUGGAGGAGAGUACAGACUGCAUCAUGGACAGAUCAUAACAUUAUUGGAAUUAAAUUACCUUUGGCAUCAUUGUGAUCUUACUGCAUUACAUUGUGUUUGUAUUUUGUCAUUUCUGUGUAAUGCAUGUUGGGUUUGCUGUUUUACGCACAACACGCACACUUUGCUGUAAUGUUACUGAACUGUACUUUUUUUUUUUUUUUUUUUGCUUAACAAACAUGUUCAAAUAUGCACUUUGUUUUGUGUCUCUUCUUUCAGAAAAUGUGCGAUUUACGACAUAAAAAGGAAAAUGACCCCUA
This is a messenger RNA of Sphaeramia orbicularis (orbiculate cardinalfish), 1358 nucleotides long. RefSeq names its product forkhead box Q1a (gene foxq1a). NCBI's taxonomy places the organism in Eukaryota, Metazoa, Chordata, Actinopteri, Kurtiformes, Apogonidae. The record is from RefSeq and is a predicted model, not a curated record. Gene Ontology annotation, biological process: cell differentiation; anatomical structure morphogenesis; regulation of transcription by RNA polymerase II. Gene Ontology annotation, molecular function: RNA polymerase II cis-regulatory region sequence-specific DNA binding; DNA-binding transcription factor activity, RNA polymerase II-specific.